AUGAAGGCCACUUUCAUCAUCGCUCUUUUCGUUGCCGCCGCCGCCGCCGCUCCAGCCACUGAUCUCGCUAGCACCGCAAAGCCCCCAACUGGCUUCAAGCCAUGUGGUGGAAAAUCAGGCAAGACCUGUGCUUCCGGCGAAAUCUGUGUCGGCGAGAAGGCCAUUAAGGGAGGUGUUGGUAUUUGCGUCUCUGAUGCCUUCGAAAACCAAUGUGCCAAUGCUCUCGGAAGCCGCUGCCCACUCGCUACCGACUACUGCAUUGAAGAUCCUCGAAAUGCCGACUGCCCACCUGGAGUUAUGGACUGCGGUAACGGUCUCUGCAUCCGCGAUGCUUGGGCCAAGUAUGCUGGUUUGAAGAACUAG
Orbilia oligospora ATCC 24927 is the source of this 363-nucleotide messenger RNA. RefSeq lists its product as uncharacterized. The coding region runs from base 1 to 363 and encodes 120 amino acids. The transcript is spliced from 2 exons. NCBI's taxonomy places the organism in Eukaryota, Fungi, Ascomycota, Orbiliomycetes, Orbiliales, Orbiliaceae. The record is from RefSeq and is a predicted model, not a curated record.